Messenger RNA from Cyphellophora europaea CBS 101466, 1779 nucleotides. RefSeq lists its product as uncharacterized. The record is from RefSeq and is a predicted model, not a curated record. Bases 1 to 1779 code for a protein of 592 amino acids. NCBI's taxonomy places the organism in Eukaryota, Fungi, Ascomycota, Eurotiomycetes, Chaetothyriales, Cyphellophoraceae. The transcript has a single exon.
AUGGACAUCUCAACCCACACAAUGCACUACCCGCUCGACAAUCCCGCCCUCCUCACCACCUCCGCCCCUUGGAUCGACAUCGCCCGCCGCAAGCGCGCCGCCCGCGACGCCCUCAUCCCCGCCAAAUGGCGCAUCUCCGCCUCCCUCCUCCCCCAUGACCCGCCCAAGCUCGAACACGGCCCACAAUCCGUGCUGCACAUCCCCAGCCAACUCCUCUCGCCGGCCGAGCGCGACAUCACCGAAGGCUACACGGUGGCCACGCUCCUCUCCGCCUUGCAGCGCCGCAAGCUGAGCGCCGCCGCCGUGACUGACGCCUUUGCCCACCGCGCCGCCAUCGCCCACCAGCUCACCAACUGCCUGACGGAGCCGCUCUUCGCGCAGGCGGCCGACCGCGCCCGGUAUCUGGACGACCACCUCGCGCGGCACGGCGAGCUGCUGGGCCCGCUGCACGGCCUGCCCGUCAGCGUCAAGGACACUUUCCACGUCACGGGCGUGGAUUCGUCGACGGGACUGGCGGCGCUGUGCUUCAAGCCCGCCAAGGAGGAUGCGGCGCUCGUGCAGCUGUUGUUGAGUUUGGGGGCGGUGGUGCUGUGUAAGACGAAUGUGCCGCAGACGCUGGCGAGUUUGGAUAGCGUGAAUAAUGUGUUUGGGAGGACGAUGAACCCCGUCAACCGUUGUGUUACGGCGGGUGGGAGUUCGGGGGGGGAGGGCGUGGUGGUGGCGAUGAAGGGCGUGAUGGUGGGGUUCGGGACGGAUAUUGGGGGAAGUAUCAGGAUUCCGGCUAUGGUGAAUGGGGUUUACGGGUUCAAACCUGGUCAGGGUCGGCUGCCUUAUGGGGGACAGGCGCAGGUGGGGUUGGACGGGGUUGGUAGAGCGGGGGUGCAGGCGGUCGCGGGACCCAUUGCACGGAGUAUGGCAGAUGUGGACUACGUGAUGAAGGAGUUGGUUCCGCGGUCGAGCUUGUUCGGGGAGGAUUGUGUUUUGGGGGAAUGGAGUGAGGCAUCGGGACCGAUCAAAGGCAGUGGUGAGAAAGGAGAAGUGGUUAUUGGCAUCAUGAGGAGUGAUGGAAACUGUACACCACUGCCGCCCAUUGACAAGAUUCUUUCCGAGGUGGCCGCGAGCCUGGGUCACCAUCCCAACAUCAAGGUGGUGGAGGUUCCGUCGCCAAAGGCGUGGAAGACGGCGCAGAGUGUCAUGAGCAAACUUAUGGGUAUAGAUGGGGCGAACACGAUGGCCGAUCUCAUCGAGGCAACCCAAGAGCCCAUGGUGCCAUGGAUGUCUACGCGCUUCAAGAGGGGCAAGCCUCGCUCGUUGGUCGAUGUGGCGGGUCUACAGGCUCAACGGGCUGCUCUGGAGCGGGAGAUGGCCAAGAUCUGGCUGUCGCAGGAUGAACACGGCCGUCGAAAGCGGAGAAUCGACGCCAUCGUCUGUCCCAUUGCGCCGCAUCCGGUGCCGGAGAUCGAACGCUACAAUGCGGUGGGCUAUACCAGCAGCAUCAUCUUGUUCGAUUACCCGAGUGGCACCAUUCCCGUCCGAGACGUGACCACGGCUGACCUCGAGUUGGGCAAACCACUGUCCGGCAAGUCGGUGGGCAGUUGGGACGACCGCUGCCGUGAGCUGUGGGAUGAGAAGACAGUGGAUCGCAAGGUCUACCUCGGCACGGCGCUGAGUGUGCAGGUGGUGGUUCCGCGACUCGAGGAUGACAGGCUUGCAAAGGUCAUGAGUCUCAUCGAUGGCGUUAUCAGGAGCCAGGGUGCUAGGCCCAAGUCCAAAUUGUGA